This is a messenger RNA of Colletotrichum chrysophilum, 1098 nucleotides long. RefSeq lists its product as uncharacterized. The coding region runs from base 1 to 1098 and encodes 365 amino acids. Lineage: Eukaryota; Fungi; Ascomycota; Sordariomycetes; Glomerellales; Glomerellaceae. The record is from RefSeq and is a predicted model, not a curated record. The transcript has 2 exons.
AUGCUUUCUUUCAAGGAUAUCAUUAUCGGCGCGUCCAUGCUGGCGGUGGUUCGCGGCCACGCGGCUAUCAUUAAUGCUCAGGGCGAUGCCGGUGGUCCUGCUUCUGUUGGUUUCAAGGUCGACCCCAACCUUGCCCGCAACUGCACGACCAUCAACCCCUGCCAGCAGGACGCCACCCUGAUCCGCGAUGCCGAGAUCAAGGCCAACACCGUGAACGAGUGCGGACGUACUGAGAUUUCCGGCAACAUCGAUGUCGGCGAGAACACCGAGAACGCCCUGGCUGCCGGCGCCGUCACACAGGUCAAGCCUGGCUCCAAGGUCACCGUCACCAUCCACCAGGUGAACGCCGACGGUGCCGGCCCCUUCGCCUGCGACCUGGACCCUACCGGCAACUCCCUCGGUGCCACCGGCCAGACUCCUCUCGAGGUCACCAACAACGUCCCCGGAACCAACGGCUUCUCCCAGGCCAAGGCACAGCAGUUCAACAUCACCGUCACGAUGCCCAACGACCUCAAGUGCACCGGCGCCUCCACCGGAAACGUCUGCACCGUCCGCUGCCGUAACAACGCCGUCGCCGGCCCCUUCGGUGGCUGCUUCGCCGUCCAGCAAUCCGAUGUCACCCCCACCCAGAACACCCCCCAGAACAUCAAGACCGCCCAGGACCUCGAGGGUGUCCUCGCCAAGCAGCAGCAGAACGCCGCCGACCUCCCGGCCGCCAUUAAGGCUAACCAGAUUGACGGCACCAAACAGGGCCAGGACAACAUCGCUGCUGCCAACAAGCUUCUGGGUGUCCCUGAGGUCGUGACCAAGGAGUUCCCCGCCACCAACACCGGCCCAUCUGUCGACGGCACUGCCGGCGCCGGAGGCAAUGCCAACGCUGGAACUGGAAACGCGAACACCGGCAACACUGGCAACACUGGCAACAACAACGCCAACACCGGAGGCAACGCGAACGCCGGCGGUAACGGACGCCAGAGGGGCAAGAACCGCGGUGGAAAGCGCGCCGCCAGACAGAAGCGUGAGGAGAACAGCGGACUGAGAUGGGCCAAGCGCUACGUCGUGCCCGGAGCCGACUUCCAGCCUGAGGUUGCCCCAUGA